AUGGAUGUAUAUAAAAUAAAAGGCGGCAACCGGUUAUCAGGCACCAUUAAAGUAAGCGGUGCCAAAAACAGUGCAGUAGCAUUGAUUCCUGCAUCAAUAUUAGCCAAUUCUCCGGUAGAAAUUCACGGCUUACCGGAAAUUUCCGACGUGUGGACACUUAAAAGCAUUUUAGAACAACUUCACGGCGAAAUCACGUUUGAAAAAGACGGUAAAAUGACCAUCAAUCCCACCAAUAUGGUCAAUAUACCUUUGCUAAAUGGCAAUGUUACAAAACUUCGUGCUUCUUAUUACAUGAUGGGUGCUAUGCUUGGUCGUUUCAAACGGGCCGCAAUUGGGCUUCCCGGCGGUUGUUUCUUGGGCCCCCGUCCGAUUGAUCAGCAUAUCAAAGGGUUCGAAGCCAUGGGGGCGAAGGUGACGAACCACCACGGCACCAUCUAUUUAUGCGCUGAUGAACUGCGCGGCGCGGAAAUUUACUUGGAUGUAGUCAGUGUUGGCGCAACUGUUAAUAUCAUGCUUGCUGCUGUUCUGGCUAAAGGACAGACUGUUAUUCAGAAUGCUGCAAAAGAGCCUGAGAUUGUUGAUGUUGCUGCAUUUCUUACCAAAAUGGGUGCUAAAAUUGAUGGAGCAGGAACUAGUAUUGUGUACAUUGAUGGUGUUGAUGAAUUACAUGGAACGAAGCAUUCGGUUAUUCCAGACCGGAUUGAAGCCGGCACGUUCAUGAUCAUGGCGGCUGCGGUUGGUGACGGGAUUACGAUAGAGAAUGUCGUUCCGUUGCACGUGGAAGCGUUAACGGAAAAAAUGCGGGAAAUGGGUGUUGAUGUCCGACAAGGCAAAGAGUCCAUUUUCGUUCCGAAGGCUGAGAACCUGAAGGCCGUUGAUGUUGAGACUCUGGUGUAUCCUGGUUUUGCUACAGAUUUACAGCAGCCGUUUACGGUGUUGCUGACACAAGCGGAAGGAUGUUCGGUGAUUACUGAUACGAUUUACUCGGAGCGUUUUAAUCACGUCGACGAGCUGCGUCGUAUGAACGCUUGCGUCCGGGUGGAAGGAGAAGCAGCUAUCGUUACCGGACCUAGUCCGUUAACGUCAGCUUCUGUUGUAGCUUCUGAUUUACGGGGCGGAGCUGCACUAGUCAUUGCAGGUUUGCUUGCAGAAGGUGAAACUGAAAUUCAUGACAUUUAUCAUAUUGAACGAGGGUAUUCCUCGAUUAUUGAAAAACUGCAAGGACUUGGUGCUGAUAUUCGCAGAGAGACGAUUCGGCCCGAGACCCAACCCGACCCGGUAAGAAAAAGCCCGAUCCAGCACGGGCACGAAAAAAACACGGCCUACGACUUCAUGCUCGUGCCAGGCCAGGUAGGGCCGUCAUGCCUAAGCAACAAUUAUAUGGAUGGUUCUGGGUCGGGCCACCGUGCCUAG
Molecule: messenger RNA, 1413 nt
Organism: Spinacia oleracea (spinach)
Lineage: Eukaryota; Viridiplantae; Streptophyta; Magnoliopsida; Caryophyllales; Amaranthaceae
Exons: 1
Coding region: 1-1413 (470 amino acids)
Biological process (GO): UDP-N-acetylgalactosamine biosynthetic process
Molecular function (GO): UDP-N-acetylglucosamine 1-carboxyvinyltransferase activity
Source: RefSeq, a predicted model, not a curated record